Antechinus flavipes (yellow-footed antechinus) is the source of this 6376-nucleotide messenger RNA. It is a transcript of the gene PLEKHG7, whose product is annotated as pleckstrin homology and RhoGEF domain containing G7. NCBI's taxonomy places the organism in Eukaryota, Metazoa, Chordata, Mammalia, Dasyuromorphia, Dasyuridae. The transcript has 17 exons. Gene Ontology annotation, molecular function: guanyl-nucleotide exchange factor activity. The record is from RefSeq and is a predicted model, not a curated record. Gene Ontology annotation, biological process: Rho protein signal transduction.
UCUCUAGUGAGAAAUUCUCUCUACCAAUCUAGAUCAGCCCUUAAAGAGAAUGGCUGAGGGGGCUGAAGUGAUUUGUCCAGAGUCACUCAGCCAGGACCUAGGUCAAGAUUGUCCCAUGCUGCCUCUCAUCUUCCUUUAACUAGUAACAGGCAUUGCCACCCACUGAAUAAUAAAAAUCAUCUGAUCUCUAAGAAAAAAAAAAAAAAAAAAGCUGUUCUGGAAGCUGGAGUCAUUUCCCUGAGGCUUUUCUCUAAGAGAAAAAGCUAGUUCCUCAUUUCAGCAGCUCAUCAAGGUUGCUUGCAUUCAGUGGUGGAGCCAGUUACCUGUGGAGAGUUCCUGGAAAUUCAUUCUUUGGAUCUAAAAACUUUCCUUGAGCUCCCAGGAGACACCAGAGUUGGCUCUGAGUGUGCCCACCUGGCAGCACUGAUGGUGAAUCAGAAAUUCCAGGCCCUCCACCAUGUCCCCUAAUCUGACUCUCUGUUAUUGACAACAGAUUCCCAACUUUUGUCCCAAAUUUUGUUUAAAAAAAAAAUGCAACGAUACUCUCCUGACAAUGCUCUGGAGCCAAAUGAAGAAGUUUUCUUGAAUGUGGAAAAUGAGAAGAUAGAACAUAGUGAGAACUCUUUGGAGAACAGUGAUUCAGAGAGCAACACGUUGGCUCCCUCUGAAAAUAUGGAUCUUGUCUCUGGCCAGGACAAAGAGUCAUCCAAUACAGUGAUUCAGAGAAGAGGUCAUAGAGGUCCUAAUCAGUCUCCCAAGAGUCCCUCAGUAGAGUAUGUCAGUGGCCAGGGAAGUAGCCCUUUCCAAUUUGAUAGACAAGCUCCAGGUCGGAUUUCAACCUCUCCUACCUUGCGGCGGCUCAGAAGCAGCACUUCUCAGCUGCCCCCUCAUCAAGACUCUUUGGAAGCAUCUAACUGGCGAAACUGGAAGGGGGCCUUGGGUUCACAGAACUCUCUUUAUGAUAAUCUUCCCAGAAGCCCCAAGGCUUGUUCUCAAUCUCUGUCAUCUUUGAGUUUCAGUUCCAAGGCUCCCCACUUGGAAACAACAAAGGCACCAUUCAAUUUUUCAAACUCCAACACCAGUUGGCCACAUCCAACAAACUGUCUCAUAGACGAUGGUACUUGCUCCGGGUCUCAGAGCAACAAUAUGGUCCAUUCUCCACCUGGGAAAGAACAUCAACCUCAGUUUGGAUCUAUGACCCAUGACAAAUGGAAUCAGGGAGAAGAAUUCUACCAGUCCAGGUUAUUCCAGCACAGGCGAAGUUCAGUGGUUGUAAACCUGCCUGGACUUGAGGUGUUUCCUGGAGAUCUCCUGGUGCCAGAUGGAGUGGCCAGCUACCUGUGCCAUCCAGCCCUGCUGCUGAAUUCAGAACCCAAAAAGCCAAGAUGGCCAUUCUCCAAGAAAGGCGUGAGCAAAGAUAAACAAAAGCAAGCAUUUGACCUGGAAAAUUGCCUUUCCACUAUUAAGAUCACUGAUUACAGCGGAUACGAAUUUCACAGCUUGAAGGAUAAGACCUGGGAAGAAGUUCUGGAAAGACAUGAAAAGCUUCCUAGUGAACCACCAGACUUGAGAAAGCAGCAGGAAGCUGUGUGGGAACUCUUCACCAGUGAAUGCACCUAUUAUUUAGAUCACUUGCUAGUUCUUAAGAUGGUUUUUAUGAACACACUCAAAUACCUGCAAAACUAUGAAUGCCUCUUAGAUGUGGAUAUAUGGAGACUUUUUGCAAAUCUUGAAGAGUUAAGUCAGGUCAGUUUUGGCUUUCUGAGCUGUUUUUUCAGCACCAUCAAGGACUACAUAAAUUCAUCUGGCUCUGCAUCCUCCAUGGAUUUCAUCUCUGUGCUGUCCAAGCAUUUCCGAGGACGCCUCUGUCAGAGCCACCAGAUUUACUGCCUUAAUUACACCUCCGCCAUCUUCUAUCUCGAGAGCUUAAGACAGAGAUAAGAUUUUGGAAUCUAUUUAAAGUGGUGUGAGAAGCAUGACCAAUGCAAACGACUUCACCUCUCCGAAUUGCUGGUAACUCCCCUGCACCGAUUGACCAGGUACCCGAUGCUCCUGAAAAACAUUUGGAAAAGGAGUAUCGAUGCUAGGGAGAAAAUUACCCUCUACUCUCUCAAGGAAAAAGUGGAGAAGGCUAUCCGUGAUCUUGAAGGAAAAGUGAAAUGGCUGGACAAUUUCCAAAAGUUUCGAUACCUCCAGGAGAUCAUAGUGUGGCCUCCGCUUUGGGAUCGAGAUAAAAGGUUCUUCAUUCCAGAGUGCCUAAAACACAUUUUUAAGGAACACAUGGCAGACAACAUCUUAUCACCAACCAACAGACACCUCCUUCAUGAAGGGAAGUUGACUCUCGCAGAAAGCAUCAGAUUCCUAGAUGUCUACCUGUUUCUAUUUGAUGACUUCCUACUAAUUACAAAAACCAAACACAACAAAAAGAAACUUGGGGGCUCAGACACUGGGUUAGUCUGCCCUUCCCUUACCCCGGAGUUACAGGCGAUGAUUAAAGAAGGUGGUUCUUGUACAGUACUCGAUCAACCCAUUCCUUUGGACCGUCUGGUGGUUAAAAAUAUCGAUCCAUUCCACAUAUCAGUGUUUGGACUAAGAAAUGCUUUUCUUCUACAACACAAAAACCGUUAUCAACAGUGUAUAGCAGCCUUCUUGUUGCAAGCACAAACAGAAACAGCCAAAAAAACGUGGAUGGUACAAAUAAAAAGAGCAACCUCUUGCUUCAUGAAGAGAUAUGAGACAAAGAAAUCCUCCUUCACUUUGCCUGCAGAAUCCUCCGAGAUCUAGAAGCCAGAGUACAAUGUCCAUAUUUGCUAUAUCUUUUUGGCUAGUGAUAGAGGCUACACCUGUGAUUUCAUUGGCUAGAAUAAGGACACACCUUCUACUAACUCAACACCUUCUCUGUAACUUAAAGUCUUGGAGGACUACAUAGGGUACCUGACAGUUUAAGUGACUUGGUCUUUCACACAGCCAGUCAAGGCCAACUCCAUUUAUUACAGCAUGCUUCCUUUUUAACUUUUUAUGUAAUGGGUUCAAAUUAUUUUUUACAAAGCAAUCGUACCCUCCUCCCCAAUCCUGAUGAUCAACUGUGAGAAUAUAAUGAUACUCUGAAUAUGACAAUUCGGCUCAAAUAGAUACUAUGAAGGUGGAAACAUUCUGGGGGUUGCUAAUGAGAAAUAUUUGACUUUCAAAAUAUUUGGUAAAAUAGCCUUGAAAGAUGUCCAGGUAAGAUUAAAAAUUGAACAGGAUAACACAGAGGAAAUCGAAGCUCUUCUGCCUCAAACCAGGGGUUCAAAUUUAGAGGUCCAUAAACCUGUUUUUAAAAAAUAUUUAUUUUGAUAACUAUUUCAAUAUAAUUGGUUUCCUUUGUAAUCCUAUGUAUUUUGUGAAUUUAAACGGAGUCCAUAAUCUUAAGCAGAUUGUCAAAGCAAUCCAUGACACAAAAAUAUAUGGCACAUACUAACUAUACCAGUUAUAUGGUGGGAAAAGGCUGAAGAGUUAGAAAAGGCCAGGUUCAAAUCCUAUUUCUGACAAUAGUUUAUUGACUUAGGUCAUUUAAAAUCUCUAAGUCUUAGUUUCCCCAUCUGGUAUUUUAAUCACCAAUUUUUUAGCUCAACAUAUCAUUAGCAAAAGGAAUGCUAUUUAUGGCCUUGCUCUGCAACACCAUAAAACAUGGGUCAUUUUUGUUAGUGCCUUGGUUAUAAAAAGCCAAACAAGGGGAGCCCUACAUUUUCAUACCCAGAACUAUAUGGAUACAUAAUCCUCAUUUCUCAAAAGUUGCUCACAUUUAUUUUGUGUAUUUCAUGUUGUUUAAAAAAAUAUAUAUACACACAUAUAAUGUACGUAUAAUUAGAGUCUAGUGGAAAAAAAGCCCUGACCUGGAAGUUCUGUGGGCCUGUUUCUUCACCUGUAAAAUGAGAUACCAGGUGAAACCCCUUCUUUCGGACCACAAUAAGCGGAUUAGAAAAUGGAAAUUACUUCUCUUGAAAGAAAGUUAGGUUUUUCAAGUACAACUUGUCUCUUUUGAUCACUAUUGAAGGUCAUCCCAGUAUAUUCCUUUUAUUCCACAAUGACCCCAUUUUGCUUUUAAUAUCAAAAAAAGCUUCUAAUUGUUUAUCACUUACUUUAACUAUUUAUUUUAUGAGCCAUAACAAUUCAACUAUACUGAAAUCACAAAGCAAGAAAUGUACUUGCAAACCAGUAGCUAUAAUGACCAGAAUUUAUAGUGUUUUAAAUUUUGCAAAGUGAGAAACUGAGGCAAAGGUUAAGUAUUAUCUAAGAUUACUAGUAAGACUGAAUUUAAACUCAGAUCUUAUUGACUCUAAGUCUAGGACUAUGUCACUGUGUCAUCCAGCUGUCUUUAUUUGGGGAGGGGACACAGUGCAGCACAUUUUAUUGGUAAAGGGAACUCCAAGUGAGGAAAUUCCUUCUAUCAAUACAGACUAGUACCUAUUCUGCAGCUUAAUCUUAAGAGAAUAUGAAAAAUGCAGCUCUAGAAUGAAGACACAAAAAUGUUGAGAAAAUAAAAAUUUACAUUCCUCCCAGAAGUUAUCAAAUGCAGUGGUUCGGAGGUAUUAAUUCAGGACAUGGCACUGUCAGUUUGUUAGUGACAUGGAAGUAGCUGAAAAACUAGCUAACUGUAACAGGUAAAGAGUUGGAGACCUAGAAAGAGAUGGCUAAGUUUACUGCAGUCUAUAUAGAUAAUUCACUUAGAUAAAAACAAACAAACAAACAAACAAAAAUAAGCAAAAACAAAUAAACAAAAACUUCACAUGCUAUGUUAUGUACCUAUAUGAUUGAUUUGUGGCUUUCUGGUGGAUACUAAGUUUAUAAUUGAUGUUUAUAUAGUGCUUUCAGGUUUGUAAAGUAUUCUCCGUGCAUCAUCAUCUCAUUUGAUUCUCACAUUAUAUGUAAAUUUAAAAAAACUAUGGUCUUUUUACAGAUGAGGAAACUAAGGCUCAAGAGAUUAAAUGAUUUAAUAGGCUAAUGUUAUAAAUGACAUUUGAACCUAGGUCUCUCCUGAUUCCAAGUCUGGGCCUUUUUCCACUCUACCAAUGGUUUUCCAAGUACCUAGGAGCUCCUGAGAAUCCCUGAGACGCUUUAUAGAGUGUCAGAGGACCAAGUCAAAAUUGUUUUUCUCAUAAUAAGACAUUUUAAUUUCUACUAUAGCCAUUACUGAUAGUGCUAAUCCAUAAAAACAAAAGCUUUUGGGGAUCCCUCAAUUUUUAGGAGUGUGGAGACUAACUUCCAAAAGUUAAGAGAACCAUUGCACUAUACCAUGAUGUCUCUUUAAGUAAAUGUUUCAUGUAGAAUCCUACAUAAAAGAAAUUAAGAUACUGAAAGGAUAUGCUAGUAAAUGACAUGCAUACAGUUUGUAAAAUAUUGAGAUGUCAGGGCUUUAGUUUUCUGUUUCUGGACUCAUCAACUGAAAACAAACCAAAAAAUCUAGAAGAACAGUGAUUAAAGAAAAUAAGAUGAAAAUAAAAUAUAUAUUAAAAAAAUACAAAUAAUAAAAACAAAAAACAAAGGGGAGAACAACGUUCAAAUGUGUAGGGGUGUUGAAUGGAUGGUAAGGGAAUGAUCUGCUAUAUGCACUGGCAGGCAGAGAAUAUAGAAAUAAUUUCCCAGCUAUAGAGUUUGGACUCAUUGCUGAAGAAAGUUUGGAAUUCUUUAUUGGCAACUGUUAAGGGAAAGAGUAAAUGUUCUCAUUAUUGACAAACUAUCUAAAAUGUAUCAUUUAAGUACAGGCCUACCCAGAGAGAAAGCAAUAGAUGAGAUGAUUUCUUAGGGUCUCUUCAAGACCUAUGAUUCUAUAAAUCAUACAUUUAUAUAACAUAUGAAGGGUUGGUCUUCCAAAUUUAAUUUCAUCCCAAGAGGAGAAAAUAUGUUUAAAAAAAGAAAUAUUUAUCUUUUCAGGAACAAGUUGUACAAAGAGUCCUGCAAACCCCAAAAUGACAAAUCUAGUUUAUUUUUAAGAAAUAUACUAACAUCUUGGGGCCCCAAAUCUGGAAAAUCACAUAGGAAGCAGCCAUAUGAUCUCCCUUUUGUGGAAAUGGUAUCUCAAAACAUGCCUGGAUACAGUGAGAAGCAAAAGGCAUUUGUUUUCAAAUAGAAGUGGGCAAAUGGGUACCAAAUUUACAACAUGAAGUGAAGCUUUUUCACUGACUUUUUGACAUUUUACAGAAUGACCAAUGGGGAAAAGCAAAAAGCAUAAAGCUAAUAGGACAGAUAAGCUAUACAAUGAAGGAAAUUAAUGAUGCUUCUUUAAAAGCAGGAAUGUAACUUCUAGAGUUAAAACAAAAACAAAAACCCUAAGGCUGGGUACCUCCAAGUAUACUGUGUUCCCAUUCUAUUGGUAAAUAAAUUAAUUUAGAACAAA